CAUGCCCAUUUGGACUCGCUGGCGGAGACGUUCCGGUGCUUCAUCUGCAUGGAGCGGCUGCGCGACGCGCACCUGUGCCCGCACUGCUCCAAGCUGUGCUGCUACCCGUGCAUGCGCCGCUGGCUGACGGAGCAGCGCGCACAGUGCCCGCACUGCCGCGCCGCGCUGCGCCCGCACGAGCUGGUCAACUGCCGCUGGGUCGAGGACGUGACGCGACACAUCGACGCGCUCGCCGCCAACGCGGGCGCCGGCGACCCGGCACACGCCGACAGCUACCGAGACGUCUGUGAAGAGCACCAAGAAAAACUGACAGUUUACUGCUGGACGUGCCGCCAAUGCAUAUGCCACCAGUGUGCACUGUUUGGUGGCGAGCACUCUGGUCAUGAUUUCAAGCCUCUGGAAGAUGUUUACAAGCAGCACGCUGUCCAGAUUGGGGACGAGGUCUCCCAGCUGCGCCGCAGAUUGCUAGAGCUCAUUAGCCUCGUCCAGGAAGUGGAGGACAAUGUUGAUUCCGUGCGGACAGCUAAAGAGGAACGUGUGAACGAACUGCAUAAUGCCAUGGAAGCUAUGGCCCAGAAUCUGGACAUACAGUUGACAGUAAAAUUAAUCAAACUAGAGAAACAGAAAAAUGCUCUACUGCAGGACGCCGAACAGCUGGAAGCCAUCCUGCAAGAAGUGGAGGGCCAAAUGCAGACAUGUUCUCACGCGGAGUUAAUACGGAGAAGCCACGAGCUGUCAUCUAUGAUUCACGCUUUGCGUAAGAAGCCAAUGGCGAGCUUUGUCACUGCGCCAGUUCCUGCCGACUUCGUAAGUGAAAUAGUUCCUUCAUAUGAUACUGGCACUUUUGAAAUUCAGCACUAUAGUCAACUUCAACAGAAAGCAGAUCCAGUAUAUUCACAGCCACUGAAUGUUAAUGGCCUCUCUUGGCGCCUCAAGGUGUAUCCUGAUGGAAAUGGUUUUGUUCGAGGGAGUUAUCUCUCUGUUUUCUUAGAACUUACUGCUGGCCUUCCAGAAACGUGCAAAUAUGAAUAUCGAAUGGAGAUGGUCCACCGUGCAGCCCAAGAUGAAAGCAAGAAUAUUGUCCGAGAGUUCGCUUCUGAUUUUGAAGUUGGUGAGUGCUGGGGAUACAAUCGUUUCUUCCGCUUGGAUUUACUUGCCAGUGAGGGAUUCUUAAAUGCUGAAGAGGAUAUGCUAACCCUGAGGUUUCAAGUACGUCCACCAUCAUAUUAUCAGAGGUGCAAGGAUCAACAGUGGUAUAUUGGAAAAUUAAAUGAAUCAAACAUCAAAUAUGCAGCACAGAUACAAGUGCUAAAAGAGAGAUUGAGAAUUGAAAUUUCAAGGAACAACAUAUCAGCUACAAGAGGUCAUGAUGAUGCAGAAACUACAAUACACAGCAAAUCUAUCAUAACAUCAAACUCUGAUGGUGAUAAUGAACAUUCAGUUGACAAUGAGACAGAAAAUGUGUAA
Schistocerca nitens (vagrant locust) is the source of this 1467-nucleotide messenger RNA. RefSeq names its product E3 ubiquitin-protein ligase TRIM37-like. The annotation marks the transcript as partial. Lineage: Eukaryota; Metazoa; Arthropoda; Insecta; Orthoptera; Acrididae. The transcript is spliced from 10 exons. Gene Ontology annotation, cellular component: peroxisome; aggresome. The record is from RefSeq and is a predicted model, not a curated record. Gene Ontology annotation, molecular function: ubiquitin protein ligase binding; ubiquitin protein ligase activity; tumor necrosis factor receptor binding. Gene Ontology annotation, biological process: negative regulation of centriole replication; protein autoubiquitination.